GGAGCCGGAGAGAAGUAAGCGAGUUUUAGAUGUUGACGGCAGCAUAAUGAGUGGAGCCCAAGAGGACGGAGCCCUGAUGGCAGAGAGCCUCCAUCUGAACUGGACGACGGCUUUGGAUCCACAGAAUCGAGAGGUGAACAGGCCACUGACUGAAGUCAGAGUGUUAAAUAUCGUCAUCUUGGUUCUGGCCUUGUUCAUCCUCACUGCUACUGGCCUCUACUGCAUCAGCAUCUGCUACAGCCGCAGCAGGCAGUCAAAGAGAGCCCAUGUCUAUGAGAGCGCUGUGACGCAUGGUGAGCCGGAACAUCCUGUGGCGGUCAAAGCCUUGAAGCGGUCAACUAGUUUCGUCAACCCUCUCGCGUUCUUCAGGAGACCAGAGGCUGCGAGGGACAACUCUAGGGUCUACUACAUCUACAGUAACCCUCUGCCGGUGGGAUUAAACGACGAAGAGGAGGAGGAACACAAAAAAGCCACCAGCACCAGGAGCAGCAGUCGACCUCAGGAACAGCCUGUGCUGACAUUACCGCCAUCUUUACAAGAGUAUGCCAGUGACCCAAGCAGUGGAUUCGUUCUGGACCCUCCCAUAUUUUACAUGCAGCUUUAAAAAGAUCUGAAAGUAUCUGAAAAUGCAGUUAAUCUAUGUUUGUCCAUAGUUUAACCCCCUGCAUAUAGAGAGUUAAAUAGGCCUGAUAGGACCAUGACUAGCCCGGUCCUCAAGCACCACUGUCCUGCAUGUUUUUCUGCAUGUAUCAUUGCUCCUGCAUAAAGACCUCGUCUGCUUGUCGUCAGUAGCAAUAGGAGCCUGUUAAUCACACUCAGGUGUGUGGCAGCAAGACGCCUAAAACAUGCAGGAAACUGGAGCAGGGUUGCUCUGCAGUGUUCUUCAUUUGUUUCCUUCUUGCAAUGAAUAAACCUAGCAAGGAUCUGUGGGUAUAGUUAAUGAAUGGAUGGAUUUAUACAUGAAUGUACAAUGCGUUUUUAUGAUUAACAUUUCUCUACUGUUAAUUAGAUUUUUCACAUGUAGGCUUGAGCAAAUGUAUGGUCUAAAUACCAGAUAAAUGUAGCUGUAGUUUUCAUGUGCUAAUUGUGCAGAACAUUAGACAUCUUUUGCUGCUGACAUUUACUAGUUAGGCAGCAAGUCUGCAGUCAGCUACUUAACUGAGAGGCUAUGUUAAUAAAAGUGACUUUUCUUACUUUUCA
Messenger RNA from Cyprinodon tularosa, 1200 nucleotides. RefSeq lists its product as uncharacterized. The transcript is spliced from 4 exons. Bases 47 to 604 code for a protein of 185 amino acids. The record is from RefSeq and is a predicted model, not a curated record. Lineage: Eukaryota; Metazoa; Chordata; Actinopteri; Cyprinodontiformes; Cyprinodontidae.